Messenger RNA from Anarrhichthys ocellatus (wolf-eel), 2524 nucleotides. RefSeq names its product actin related protein 1B (gene actr1b). NCBI's taxonomy places the organism in Eukaryota, Metazoa, Chordata, Actinopteri, Perciformes, Anarhichadidae. The transcript has 11 exons. The record is from RefSeq and is a predicted model, not a curated record. Bases 149 to 1279 code for a protein of 376 amino acids.
GAAAGAGGAGGAGAAAAAGGAGUAGAAGAAGAAAGAGGUUCUACCCUCAGCAGCAGCAGCAGCAGCAGCACAUAGUCCAGACUGACAGCAGGUCUUCUUACAUGAUUAAAACUAGAAACACGGAUCGAUAGAAACGUUAAUAUCCGUCAUGGAGUCUUAUGACAUUCUAGCUAAUCAGCCCGUUGUGAUCGAUAAUGGGUCAGGGGUCAUCAAAGCUGGUUUUGCAGGAGACCAGAUCCCUAAAUACUGCUUCCCUAACUAUGUUGGACGUCCAAAGCAUGUUCGUGUGAUGGCAGGAGCUCUGGAGGGAGAUCUCUUCAUCGGGCCCAAAGCAGAGGAGCACCGGGGCUUGCUGUCGGUCCGGUAUCCGAUGGAACACGGCAUCGUGAAGGACUGGAACGACAUGGAGAGGAUCUGGCAGUAUGUUUAUUCCAAAGAGCAGCUGCAGACUUUCUCUGAGGAGCAUCCUGUGCUGCUGACUGAAGCUCCUCUCAACCCCAGCAACAACCGGGAGAAGGCUGCAGAGGUUUUCUUUGAGACCUUCAAUGUUCCUGCUCUCUUCAUCUCCAUGCAGGCCGUCCUCAGUUUGUACGCCACAGGUCGUACCACCGGUGUGGUGUUGGAUUCUGGGGACGGAGUGACUCACGUGGUUCCGAUCUACGAGGGCUUUGCGAUCCCUCACUCCAUCAUGCGUGUGGACAUCGCCGGCAGAGACGUGUCUCGGUAUCUCCGUCUACUGCUGCGUAAAGAAGGAUACAACUUCAACACGUCGGCAGAGUUCGAGGUGGUUCGCACCGUCAAAGAGAGAGCUUGUUAUCUGUCUCUCAACCCACAAAAGGACGAGACUCUAGAAACGGAGAAGGCUCAGUACGUCCUGCCUGAUGGAAGCACUUUAAAAAUCGGUCCGGCCCGAUUCCGAGCUCCAGAACUUCUGUUCAGACCCGACCUAAUCGGAGACGAGAGCUUAGGGAUCCAUGAGGUUCUGGCCUACGCCAUCCAGAAGUCUGACAUGGACCUCCGCCGCACUCUGUUCAACACCAUCGUGUUGUGUGGGGGGUCCACCUUAAUCAAAGGCUUUGGAGAACGACUACUAACUGAAGUCAAGAAGCUGGCUCCCAAAGACGUGAAGAUUAAGAUUUCUGCUCCUCAAGAGAGGCUCUACUCCACGUGGAUCGGCGGCUCUAUUCUGGCCUCGUUGGACACCUUUAAGAAGAUGUGGGUGUCAAAGCGAGAAUACGAAGAAGACCGAGCACGAGCGAUCCACAGGAAGACCUUCUAGAAGGAUGCGCCUCAGGUCUGCCCUCAGAUCUCCAUCAGAUCUCGUCAUACUGUCGACUCUCAGACACUCGUCAUCUCUGGGAUCUUCUGAUCAUCCUUUAUCAACUGCUAAUCCCCCCCCCAGAGAAACACACAUUUAUGUGUGCUAGUCUUUCCUCCUGAUGAUCCUCCUGAUGAUCCUCCUGCUGAAGUGUCUCAUUCACUACAGAAGGUCUCGCACACUGUGGACUUCCUCUUCUGUCUUUAGUCCACUUUGAAGUAUUUAAGCUCUGCAAGGCCUCAAACAUCAUGUCAAUAAACUUCAAUGUUGUCUUUUUGUUUUUUGCUACUGUUGAAAUUUCCAUUCCAGACCGAAGACUUUUUAUUUGAUGUGUAUUUAGAACCAAGGUUUGAAGUACUAUAGAUGUACUAGUACUAUAGAUGUAGUACUAUAGAUGUAUAUAGUACUAGUGAAACAAAAAGAGAACCACUGUGUUAUAGAUUUGGCCUUAAAGCUAAAGGUUCAUUCAUCAAAUGUUUUACGGAAACAUGACUUCACAAAAUGUUCAGUCAGCUUUUUGGAUUAAAAUGAAGAGUAGGGAAAAAAAUCCUUUAAGUUUUUUAUUUAUCACCAAGUUUCACUUCAGGAGGAAUCUGCUGUUUCUCAUUCUGCUCUUCUCUUAUUCUCUUAUUGUCAUAUUUGACUCAGCAGCUCAACAUUCAUAAAAUACAUUUUACAAAAAUAAUUUCAAACAUGUUAAAUUUAGAUCAAACUAAGAAGUAAAUCUCCCUGUUUAUCUGCAGCAACAAGAUACCUGCAGAAGGUGUCAGUUAAAGUUAAUUAUAUUAAGAAAUGCUUGAUUUUCUUCUUUUAAAUGUUUAGUUUUUUAAAUGAUCUCAUGAGCCUCUUUUCUUUUUGAGGUUUUAUUUAGAUGCAUGUUAGUUAAUGUAAAGUUAAAGAAGAAACACAGAGGCCCCCCCCCCCCCCCCUGUGUACUGGUAGAGUCUGGAUCUAUGAUUUACUGAAUCUCAGUGACAGUGAAGGUAUCGUGUCCACACUCCUUACUCGUCUCCUCACUUCUGUGCAUCCUCUGCUUUAAGGACAUGAGACAAAGGUAGUCAGGUGUCCUCAGCCUUUUGUAAAGAGGAAAGCUUUUCAUAAACAACUGUUGGAUAACAGACUAAACAUGUACAAUACUGUUUAUUCUUUAAGUGUUUGCUUUUACUUUUGGUAAAUUCAAUAUAAUAAAUAAGUUAAUGUCUGCUG